AUGGUACGUAAAACUGCAAAACAUGUGGCAAGAAAUAAGAAAAAAUAUUGGAGAAAAAUUUCAACACAAGAUAUUGAAGAUCAUUUAGAAGAUGUUCGAGUACAAGAAAUGACAGGUGGACGACGAUCUGAUCAACCUGAUCAUAUUUUAUAUCAUAUUGAUAAUGCUCGUCCACUUGGUUCACAAUCACCAUCAACAGAAGAAAUUGAAUCAUCAUCUUCGAUUAUUCUUCGUUCAAUAUCUAAAAAACGUCAACCACUUGAUUUAAAUAAUCUUAAUACAUAUAAACUUUUACAGCCACAUAGUAGUGUACCACCACCAAGUGUUGAUUCACGUCAACCAAAAGAUCCAUCAUCAAAAUCAACAAAACGUCUUUUGGAAUCACAAAAAUUAGUUGAAACACGUCGAGCUGCUAAAAAAAAAUAUCAAAAUGCAAUAAAACAACGUUCUCAAGCUUUAGAAAAAAGUGCUUUAGAUAAAGUAGAAAAAUUAGCACUUGAUGAUCCUCAUGUUUCACAAAGUUAUGAUUUAUGGAAUACAAAAAAUGAAAAAAAAAAAAAAGUUCAAUCAAUUGUUGGUCCUCAAUUAGCUACAUAUAUAGAACAAGUUAAUCAAACAUAUGAUUGGAAAGUUCCAAAACAUAUUAUUAAAAAACCAUCAAAAUUAUCAGCUAUUGAUAAACCAUUACCUGGUACAUCAUAUAAUCCUACUUUUGAUGAUCAUCAAGAUUUACUUCGAAAAGCUGUUGAUGUUGAAAUUGAAAAAGAACGUAAAGAAUUAAAAUUACAAAAAAAUUUACCAACAUUAUUAACACAAAAUGCAGCCGAACCAAUAAAACAAUCAUGGUUAAAAGAAAUGUCAUCAGGUUUAUUUGAUGAUAAUAUUGCACAUGAAUCAAUAUUAGAAACUAAUCAAUUAAAUUCUGUUAGUGUUGGUAAACCAGUUAAAGUUGAAACAAAAACUAUUCAACAACGAAAUAAAGAAAAACUUCAUAAGAAAAAACAAGCUUUAGCUAAAGCAGCUAAAGAAAAACGUAUUCAAGAUAAUAAAUUAUUUCGAGUAAAAUCUAUUCGAAAAGAAAUCAAUACUGACGAACUUAAGCAUAAACAACGACAAGAAACACGAAAGGAUGAUUAUGAAAAUCGAGAAAAAUAUGGUACGAAAAAAUUUGGUAGAUAUAAAUUUGAAGAAGCUGAUUUGGAUUUAAAUUUAUCUGAUGAAAUUACGGGAAAUUUACGAACAAUGAAAACUGAAGGUAAUUUACUUCAUGAUCGAUUUAAAUCAUUACAAAAACGAAAUAUAAUUGAAACACGUAUUCGAGCAAAACCAACAAAAACAAAAAUGAAAAAAUACGAAAAACGAUCUGUACGAGAAGUUGGAGAAAACUAUCGACCAAAAUAA
Molecule: messenger RNA, 1401 nt
Organism: Rotaria sordida
Lineage: Eukaryota; Metazoa; Rotifera; Eurotatoria; Philodinida; Philodinidae
Source: the annotation of a GenBank genome assembly